Eruca vesicaria subsp. sativa (arugula) is the source of this 1176-nucleotide messenger RNA. NCBI's taxonomy places the organism in Eukaryota, Viridiplantae, Streptophyta, Magnoliopsida, Brassicales, Brassicaceae. The record is from the annotation of a GenBank genome assembly.
AUGCAUCAUCAUCAUCAUCCAUGUAAUCUCAAACACAUCACCUUCUUCUUUCUUAUCUAUCUCAGUCUCCAUAUCCCACAAACAAUAGAGGCUCGAAACCCAUCUCAGUUCAAACCAUCCCGACAUAACGUCAAUAUACCGGAAAUAAAACGUCAUCUUCACCGGUUCGGUUACCUACAACACAACAACAACAACGUCUCGUUCGAGCAAGCUCUCUCUCGCUACCAGAAAAAUCUCGGUCUACCGAUAACCGGGAAACCAGAUUCCGACACGUUGUCACACAUUCGGUUACCAAGAUGCGGAUUCCCUGAUGACGUGGACCCCAAAACAACGGCGCCGUUUCACACAAAACAAAAAUACGUGUAUUUCCCCGGAAGCCCCAGGUGGACAAGAGACGUCAUCCCACUCCAACUCACCUACGCCUUCUCACAGCAGAACCUAACCCCUUUCCUAACAAAACCACAAAUACAGCGCGUGUUCCGACGCGCUUUCGCCAAGUGGGCUUCAGUGAUCCCUGUCACCUUCACCGAAACAGAGGACUACGAAACCUCCGACAUCAAAAUCGGAUUCUUCGCCGGAGACCACGGCGACGGAGAGCCGUUCGACGGUGUUUUAGGCGUUUUAGCACACACUUUCUCGCCGGAGAACGGUAGGCUUCAUCUAGACAAAGCGGAGACGUGGGCCGUCGAUUUCCACGAGCAGAAAUCAACGGUCGCCGUUGAUUUGGAAUCAGUGGCUGUGCACGAGAUAGGUCACGUGCUUGGGCUGGGCCAUAGCUCCGUGAAAGAAGCGGCUAUGUAUCCAACAUUAAAGCCCAGAAGUAAGAAAGUGGAGUUGAACGUUGAUGAUGUCGUUGGAGUACAGUCUUUGUACGGAACUAACCCUAAUUUCAACUUGAGUGGUUUACUUGCGUCGGAAACUUCGACCAAUCUAGCUGAUGACAUGUUGGUUCGGUCUGAAGACUAAACUGAAGUCAAGAUAAGUUGUGGGUUGGCCGAGUCUUUAGGCACGUUUGUUUGAGUUGUUUUAAGUUAAAUAAGAUCUCCUGAGAUCAUGGUUUAGUUGCAGGUUUUUAGGAGUUUAAGUUGAUCAUAAGGUCGUAUAAAAGACCACCUCUGUUUCAGUUUUUUUUGUAUCACUUUUAUCAUCUUUCAAUCUAUAAAAGUACUAUUCAGC